Molecule: messenger RNA, 585 nt
Organism: Nannospalax galili (Upper Galilee mountains blind mole rat)
Lineage: Eukaryota; Metazoa; Chordata; Mammalia; Rodentia; Spalacidae
Gene: Ifnw1
Product: interferon omega 1
Exons: 1
Coding region: 1-585 (194 amino acids)
Biological process (GO): positive regulation of peptidyl-serine phosphorylation of STAT protein; B cell proliferation; response to exogenous dsRNA
Cellular component (GO): extracellular region
Molecular function (GO): type I interferon receptor binding; cytokine activity
Source: RefSeq, a predicted model, not a curated record
AUGGCCCUCCUGUUCCCUCUCCUGGCCACCCUGUUGGCGUGCAAUUAUGGCCCUGUUGGAUCUCUGGGCUGUGACCUGCCUCGGAACUCUGACUUGCUUACCAGGAAGACCUUUGUACUCUUAGGCCAAAUGAGGAGAGUUUCCCCUUUCUUGUGUCUGAAGGACAGAAGGAACUUCCAAUUCCUCCAAGAGCUACUGGAUGACAGGCAGAUCCACAGGGCCCAGGCUGUCUCUGUUCUCCAUGAGAUGUUACAGCAGAUCUUCAACAUCUUCCACACAGAGCAUGCUGCUGCUGCCUGGAACACACCCCUCCUGGAUGAACUCCGCAUGGGACUUCAUCAGCAGUUGGAGACCCUGAAAACCUGCUUAAUUCAGGUGAUAAGAGAGGAAGACUUUUCCCUGGCAAUGGAGGAUCAGGAAGUGGCCUUAAGGAAGUACUUCCGGGGAAUCCAUCUCUACCUUGAUGAGAAGAGCUACAGUGACUGUGCCUGGGAGAUAGUGAGAGUGGAAACUGUGAGAGCCUUCUCCUCUGUAGCAAAGCUGCAAGAAAGAUUAAUUAAGGCUGGAGACCUGGGAUCCUCUUGA